AUGGCAGCUGUAUUAUUGUAGCUGAUUGCCUGGCACGCUGCCUAGUAAAGGCUUGUUGAAGCAACCCGCUCUUCUGACUCCCAGCUUCUUGCCCCCACCUACCAUCCCUGUCUUGGGAGGGGGAACGUAGGUAUAAACAAAAAGGAUGGGGUGGGGCAGAUAGAAUGGGGCUGGGCAGGGCCACAGGGCCCCUGGCAUCGCUGGGGACUAGCAGCUGCAGUCGCAGCCAAAGCUUGGCCAGAGGCGGUGCAAGCGUCGUCCCUUCAUCCCUGUAACCCACCUGUGCCAUCCUCCUCCUCAGCUAGGUGACAGCGAGGAGGGGUGCAGCUGGCAUCCCGUCUGCACUGUGACUCUCCGAAGCUGACCAGCAGGGCCCACGGGCACACAGUAGGUGUGCUCUGAAUGCAGAGGCUGAAAUGUUGAAUGAAUGCGAAAGGUAUGAAUGAACGGAUGGACGCAUGAAUGGAAGUAGGAUGGAAGCGUGAAGUGGGCGGCGAGGAGGAACCAGCAUCUUCCUCCGCCCUCCGGGUCUCGGGUCUGGAAGCUGGGAGACGUGAAGAGGAGACCGGCUGGGGGGCUCCCCUCUCCGCCCUGCCCCUCCCGCCCCGGCUACCCCGCCCGGCGGCGCGCAGCCCAGCGAUCCCGCGCCAGCCACAGCCCGCUUCGGAGCCACAGCACCCUCAGGAGCCCGGCCUUCGGGGCAGGGAGGCGAAGUCUCCGGUUCACUGUCCGGGGAAUCAGCAACCGAGGACGCCGGCGUCCCGGAGCCAAGAGGAGCUUUGGGGCUGGAACCCCAAAAGACCUGGUUCAAGACUCCGGGCUCCUUGAGGGCAGUGGGCUGAGGCCCCCCUGGCCCAGCUCCCUCCCUCCCCAGAGCCCAGGAUGCCCCUAGGCCUCCGCGGCUCCUGAGCUCAUGGAGCCCUCGGGCACCCCAGGGACCCAGACGGGAGUCCCCACUGGCAGCAGGGACCCGUCCCCAGUGCCUCCCGACUACUACUACGAAGACGAGUUUCUCCAGUAUUUGUGGCGAGAUUAUCUGUAUCCGAAGCAAUACGAGUGGGUUCUCAUCGCAGCCUAUGUGGCCGUGUUCCUCGUGGCCCUGGUGGGCAACACGCUGGUCUGCCUUGCCGUGUGGCGGAACCACCACAUGAGGACCGUCACCAACUACUUCAUCGUCAACCUGUCUCUGGCGGAUGUGCUGGUGACAGCCAUCUGCCUGCCAGCCAGCCUGCUGGUGGACAUCACUGAGUCCUGGCUGUUCGGCCAUGCCCUCUGCAAGGUCAUCCCCUAUCUACAGGCCGUGUCUGUGUCAGUGGCAGUGCUAACUCUCAGCUUCAUCGCCCUGGACCGCUGGUAUGCCAUCUGCCACCCCCUGUUGUUCAAGAGCACCACCCGGCGUGCCCGCGGCUCCAUCCUGGGGAUCUGGGCUGUGUCGCUGGCUGUCAUGGUGCCCCAGGCUGCUGUCAUGGAAUGCAGCAGCGUGCUGCCCGAGCUGGCCAACCGCACCCGGCUCUUCUCAGUCUGCGACGAACACUGGGCGGAUGACCUCUAUCCCAAGAUCUACCACAGUUGCUUCUUCAUUGUCACCUACCUGGCCCCGCUGGGUCUCAUGGCCAUGGCGUAUUUCCAGAUCUUCCGCAAGCUCUGGGGUCGCCAGAUCCCCGGCACCACAUCUGCCCUGGUGAGGAACUGGAAGCGGCCCUCAGACCAGUCGGGGGAGCAGGGGCAGGGCCAGGGCGCAGAGCCCCCGCCUCGGGCCCGGGCCUUCCUGGCCGAGGUGAAGCAGAUGCGCGCUCGGAGGAAGACGGCCAAGAUGCUGAUGGUGGUGCUGCUGGUCUUUGCCCUCUGCUACCUGCCCAUCAGCGUCCUCAAUGUCCUUAAGAGGGUGUUCGGGAUGUUCCGCCAAGCCAGCGACAGAGAAGCCGUCUACGCCUGCUUCACCUUCUCCCACUGGCUGGUGUACGCCAACAGCGCCGCCAACCCCAUCAUCUACAACUUCCUCAGCGGCAAAUUCCGGGAGCAGUUUAAAGCCGCCUUCUCCUGCUGCCUGCCCGGCCUGGGUCCCCGUGGCUCUCUGAAGGCCCCCAGCCCCCGCUCCUCCGCCAGGCACAAGUCCUUGUCCUCGCAGAGUCGGUGUUCCGUCUCCAAAGUCUCAGAGCACGUGGUGCUGACCAGCGUCACCACAGUGCUUCCCUGAGCCAGGGCCACCCUGGCCGCUCCAGGGGGUGCAACCCGUCCCCUGCCCGGGUUGCUCCUCUGGCUCCUGGGGCCCAGCCCUGACUCCUUGUGGGGACUGCUGGAUGCAGCGUGAGGCCAGGGCCCCUGCCCUGAUUUUUCACCUGUUUGACUCCAGGCAAGUAAUAUCCCUUCUCUGAGCUGUGUCCCCUAAACAGGACUGAUGUAGAAGGGUUAAGCAGGCACAAGAAAGUAGAAAGCUCUUUGUAAAUGGUAGUGUUGUGGGCAAGAUUAUCACUGUACUCCUCUCACUGGGCUACACCUCACAGAGCAUCCAUCCCGGUCAUGCGUCCAGAGCUUGGCUUUCUUCCCAAAGACCCCUCUCCUGCCCAGCCACAGGCCUCCCCGGAACCUGCUGGAAGGGCCCAGCAGCAUCUCCAUCUGGCCCAGUGGCUCCCCAACACCCAGGCUGCCCUCAGCCAGCCCUGCUCUGCCACCCGUGUAAGGAAUCAGGGCUCAGCCUCCCCCGUCCCGGGUGGGAACACAGCCCCACCCCCACCAGGUGCCGAGUGCCCGCACCGCAGACUGGAUCCCUUCGGCUGUGUGGUGUGAUAAAACCAUCUUCCUGUGACCACUUGGUGUGGAGGCCAGCAGCCCAGAGCAAUUGUAAUUAAAAGCCUGGCACUGAAUGUUCUCUUUCCUUGUCAUUGCACAAAAUCUGUGCUGCUUAGGUGAGGAGCGAGGAAGGUGGGGAAGUCGGUGUGGGGGCAGCGAGGCAGCACUGGAGCGCUGUUGUCUGCUGACUGCUCCCACCUCCCAACCCCUGCGCUGGGUCCCAGGCGGGCUGUGCGCCAGGCCUCGGAGCACACGAGGUGCUGCUUCCUGAGGCGGUGCCAGUUCUCCGAUGCCCAGGACCUCAGUUCUGGACACGGUUGUCUGCUCACGGGCCCAGGCAGGUGGGGGAGGGUGGGCAGACAGCGGAGUUAACAGGCUGCCUUACUAGUAUCUUCACCUUCUCGGAAAUCAGGGCUCGCAUUUGUUCUCUGUGAACUCACAGAAUAAAAAGAGAAAGCCACAGACUUGGCGAGAUGUGCUUCGUCUGUCUGCCGCUGAGAUGCUCAGGGGGCUGCCAGAGGCCCUGAUCCUCGUUGCCAGAGCAGGAGGAACAGUCUGAAUCACUGCUCUGCUGAGAGGAGCGAGACAUCUGGCAGAGGCCAGCCUGCUGCGCGCACCGGCAGGACCCCUUAACCUGAUUAAUGAAGCUUCAGGUUCACUCUGACCUCACCCGGCAGAGGGCAGGAAGCAGGGCAAAACCCCGGUCCUGCCAGGAGCCCAGCCCAGGAGAGCGCAAGCGCCCCUCCUCGUAAGCACCACCAGGGCAGGUGUAAGGUGUGCUCCGUUGCCCUACUCUCCGGAUGACUCACCAGCCCUGCUGUCAUGGACAUUUCCACAGACAUGCAGGUAUAGCCAGGUGGGCUGGCCCGGCCUGCCCAUUUCACACUCGGUUGGCCUCAGGACCCAACGCUGUUGUCAGGUUUGCAGCCAGGCUCAGAGGUGCAGUGUGCAGAAUGAGGGGUGAGGGCUGGCCCCAAGCUCAACCAACGUGCCCACAAGGACCAACCCAGGUCCUGGGCUCCCCAGCCCCAGCAGACCACAAGGCUGAGACCAUGACAGGCACCGUUCUAAAGGUGGGUUUCCAGAGACGCUUGGCUCAGUGGCAACAAAGAAACAGCAGAAGCUUCCCCUAAGGGCGACAGUUGAACCCCGGGCCACAGUGAGGCUCAGGCCUCCACGUGGCAGACUCAGGUGAACUGCAGAAAAUCCUGGGGAGGUGACCAGCGUGACAAGGGGAGAGGUGCUCAGCGAGGAGCCGCUGAAGAGCCCAGGAGGAACUGGGGGGGGGGAGUGUGGUGGCAGAUCUCCAGGGGUCUAGUGGGUUGGCAUGCAGAAUGGGUUGCCUGGAAACACACUGAGCUCUUUGGCAAUCAUUGGAGGUUGUCAAGCAGAAGGUGUACUCACAGUGGGACCAUGGAAGGGACUCCAGCUCUGGGUGGUGGCUGGCCUCUGGGAGCUGAUUCCACACAGUUCCAAGGCCAGUCUGCAGAGGAUGGGACUGACCUGCUGGGCCCGACAGCCGCUGGGCCUCAGGGAGCUGCAGAGCAGCCGGUUUCCCUCCCCAGCCAGCCUCGGCUUGGGGUCUGGAGUUCCUCCCAUCACCGCA
Phyllostomus discolor (pale spear-nosed bat) is the source of this 4396-nucleotide messenger RNA. RefSeq names its product hypocretin receptor 1 (gene HCRTR1). Gene Ontology annotation, cellular component: membrane. Lineage: Eukaryota; Metazoa; Chordata; Mammalia; Chiroptera; Phyllostomidae. The transcript has 8 exons. Gene Ontology annotation, biological process: feeding behavior; G protein-coupled receptor signaling pathway. Gene Ontology annotation, molecular function: orexin receptor activity. Bases 914 to 2197 code for a protein of 427 amino acids. The record is from RefSeq and is a predicted model, not a curated record.